Drosophila hydei is the source of this 3481-nucleotide messenger RNA. It is a transcript of the gene Sirt1, whose product is annotated as NAD-dependent histone deacetylase sirtuin-1. The record is from RefSeq and is a predicted model, not a curated record. The coding region runs from base 397 to 3057 and encodes 886 amino acids. The transcript has 3 exons. Gene Ontology annotation, molecular function: NAD+ binding. Lineage: Eukaryota; Metazoa; Arthropoda; Insecta; Diptera; Drosophilidae.
UAUUUAUUCCAACGUUUGCUUUGGGCACACUGGGUGGUUUGUACGUCACAUCAUCGGAAAAUUUUCCAGAAAUUACGUACAAAUUUUACGAAAAAAAUUAAAGAAAAAUUGUUUUUAAAAUUUUUUAAAUUUUUCUUUUAAGUUAAAAAGCGGAAAUAAAAGUGUUUGAAUUAAAAAAGUGCGCUUUUUCGCCGUAAAACAUCAUUUUUACGCAAGCAAAAUGGAUGCAAAGUAGAGACGUAAAAAUUUUGUGUGUGUACCAACGAAAGAGAGGAGAAAACGGAACGCGAGAAAGUGAAGAGAAGAAAUCGUAACUACUCGCUGGUGGUGUGAGUGAGUGUGUGGUAAGAAGCAGACAAAGCAUAACAGACGAAAACUGUGUUGCGCCUGGCAAAAAUGAUGGAAAAUUACGAGGACAUGGAUGUUCGACUAGGACAUAUUAGUUACAAAGAGAUUGGGGAUGUACACGAACUAAAAGUACCAAACGAGCUCAACGAACUAAAAAGUUUUGAGCACACGCAGGCAAAUUUUGAUUUUGGCGCUGAAAUUGUGACAACAAACGUUAAACCAUCAACAGCAGCAACAACAUCAGCAGCAAUAGCAACAGCUACGACGCCAGCAACAAGCGAAACGCAACCAAAAGAAAAUAGUGAAAUCAAAACAAAAACAUUGCCUCAAAUGGGAGAACAUCAAAUUGGCGCCAAUCGAAAUGCCAAAAAUCUAACAAAUAAUUUGGAGCAAACUGACCAGCACAUAAAUAUUUUGGAAAGAUCAUUCUCCGAGGCCGAUGAUGAUGAAGGAGAUGAGGAUGAAAACGAAGAUUACAAAUCAAGCUGGGCCAACAGCGACGACGAUGAUGAUGAUGACUCCUCCAGCUCGGACUGCUCUUCAGUUAGCCGCAGCGACUGGAAGAUGCGUUGGCUACAGCGCGAAUUUUACACUGGUCGCGUGCCCCGCCAGGUUAUUGCCAGCAUAAUGCCGCACUUUGCCACUGGAUUGGCAGCAGACACAGAUGACUCGGUGCUGUGGGACUAUCUGUCACAUCUGCUAAAUGAGCCAAAACGUCGCACCAAGCUGAGCAACGUGAACACCUUUGAUGAUGUUAUUGAUCUUGUGCACAAGUCGGAGCGGAUUAUUGUGCUCACUGGAGCCGGUGUCUCUGUUUCGUGCGGCAUACCAGAUUUUCGAUCUACAAAUGGUAUCUAUGCACGAUUGGCUCAUGAUUUUCCCGACUUGCCUGAUCCACAGGCCAUGUUUGACAUCAACUACUUCAAGCGCGAUCCGCGACCCUUUUAUAAAUUCGCUCGUGAGAUUUAUCCCGGCGAAUUCAAACCCUCGCCGUGUCAUCGCUUCAUUAAGAUGCUAGAGGCGAAGGGCAAAUUGCUGCGCAACUAUACACAGAACAUUGACACCUUGGAGCGUGUAGCAGGCAUACAGCGGGUGAUUGAAUGUCAUGGCUCAUUUUCGACAGCCUCGUGCACCAAAUGCAAAUACAAAUGCAAUGCGGAUGCACUGCGUGCAGAUAUAUUUGCCCAGCGAAUACCCGUCUGCCCUCAAUGCCAGCCGAAUGUGGAGCACAGUGUUGAUGCUUCCGUAGCUGUUACAGAGGAGCAGCUAAAGCAAUUGGUAGAGAAUGGCAUCAUGAAACCGGAUAUAGUCUUCUUUGGCGAAGGAUUACCGGAUGAGUACCAUACAGUUAUGGCCACAGACAAGGACAAAUGCGAUUUGCUGAUUGUGAUCGGCUCGUCGCUAAAGGUACGCCCCGUCGCACACAUUCCCAGCAGUAUACCAGCAUCGGUACCGCAAAUUCUGAUCAAUCGCGAGCAACUGCAUCAUCUAAAAUUCGAUGUAGAACUUUUGGGUGACUCAGAUGUUAUAAUCAAUCAGAUAUGUCAACGUCUUUCGGGCAAUGGCUCCGGCUAUGAUGACGAUGAAUGGAAACAGCUUUGCUGUGACGACCAAGUUUUGCGUGAAUCGAAGGAACUAUUACCGCCGACAGAGCAUCAUUAUCAUCAUUAUCAUUAUCACCAUCAUCGGCUUCGUAGCUCAGAGUGUGAGCAACAAUCGCAAUUAGACACGGACACGCAAUCCCUAAAGUCAAAUGGCUCGGUUGACUAUAUGCUCGGUUCAUCGGCAGGCACAUGCUCCGAUAGCGGCUUCGAGUCUUCCACAUUUACAGCGGAGCACAGCAAGCGAAACCAGUUGCAGCCUCAGAUGCUGCAGCAACCACAAGCUGUCAACAGCAACAGCCACAGCAAUGCAGCCGAUCGAGAAGCCAUUGAACGCAUUAAGAGUGACAUACUCGUAGAAUUGAAUGAAACGGCAUUAAGUUGUGAUCGUCUUGCAGCACCAUCAGUAGCUGGUGCCACUUCCAGCUAUCGUCAUCUUUCCGUUGACUCGUCAAAGGAUAGUGGCAUUGAGCAAUGCGAAGCAUCCGAUCCCAGCAAUACAGAAGCAUCCGCAAAUCCCGGCUAUGCCAGCAAUUUGGAUUCAAACAUUUCUGCGAAUGUGGUUGUGGAAACUAAGACAGCAGCGCCCAGCUUAACGCCGACGCCGCCACAGCCGAGGAGACAAACCAUAGCCGAACGCCUGCAGCCUGGCACAUUCUAUUGCAACAGCAAUAGCUGCUCGUAUGUAUUUCCUGGCGCUCAAGUCUUCUGGAAUAGUGACUUUAGCGAUGACGAAGAGGAGGACGAUGGAGCAAGUGUGCACGAUGCAGAUCUCUUUAGCAACGUUGUGGCCAGCGAUGAGGAAGCAUGCGAUUUAAAUGCAGUGCCCCUGUCACCACUACUACCGCCUGCACUGGAGGCUCACAUUGUCACCGAAAUCACCAAUGGCAAUGCUCUUGAAGUUAUGCCAGCUGUUGCCACCUCAAGCAGCAGUCCCAGCAAUAAACGGCGAAGUGCAACAUCCAUCGAGCAACUGCAAUCGCCAACGCCAUUGCCAACGUCAACAGCCAGUCCAGCGAUUGAAUCUGAAACGCCACCAAUUAAGAAGCGAAGACCCAGUGUAGUUGCUGCAACAGCUACGACUGCAGCUACAUUAACAACUGUGUAAAUGUUUAUAUAUAUUUAGAUGCCGGCUAAGUUAAGUUUAUUAUUUAUUUCCACUGCGACUUUUGAAAGUCAAUUCAAUUUCGACUCAAAAGCCCGAACACUAUUCAAUGUCUAGAGAAGCUCAACACAAAACAGUAAUUGAGGCUUUUGUAAUAUGUCUAUUUGUCUUCUUCAAAUACAACCAACUGAGAGACCCGGGUUUCAUAGUUGGUUUUACGCAUCCCUUUUUUGAUAUUUUUGGAAACUUAGUUUAUAUAUUUAUUCAUUAUGCAGAUAUAUAUCUAUAUAUAUGUAAAAUGUUAGUAUUUUUAUCAUGUUAAGUUGUUGCUGAGGCCUUUAAGUUAAUCCACUGAAAGCAAGGGGAUAAAAUGCACGCAAAUUUUCUAAUUUGCAAUUUGUUAGCGCAUGUUGCCUCAAUAUAUUCA